Messenger RNA from Symbiodinium sp. CCMP2592, 1359 nucleotides. NCBI's taxonomy places the organism in Eukaryota, Dinophyceae, Suessiales, Symbiodiniaceae. The record is from the annotation of a GenBank genome assembly.
AUGCCUCGGCUGUCAGCCAGUGGCAGACUUUUCGUAGACUGCAGCCCAUCUUCAAGGGACAGCCAACUGAGCCAACUGUCAUCGCGAACCUCGGCGCGAGGCUAUCUCGUGGAGGCCCUGGAUGGCGAGCCCCCGCAGGAUGAGUUCCUCAAGGCUGGAGCCAUCAUCAUCUCCAUCGCUGGCGUGCAGCUGCUUCGCCUCUCCGAUGACGCUUUGGAAGAUGCCUUUGGCUCCAACUUUGAGGAUGGAGCAGAGCUCGUCCUCGUAGAUUGUGAGGAGUUGCGGCGAGCAACCGUGGAGAGAGACUCUCAAGGUGAGUGCCCUUGCAACGAAGCAGACGAAGACAUGGAGGAUGCCCCACCGGACAUGCAGGAGCCGGAAGAGCUAAUGGAGCAUGGCAGCGUGCUGAAUCUCCGCCUGUGCCCGGCCACACAGAUCCGGGACUUGGCCCCAGACAUGCGUGCCUCACUGGAUGACGAUCUGCAAACCUUCGCGGGGCACCACGAGUUGCGGGUGGAGCUGCACUGCCCAGAAGCCACCACAGCCUCUGCAAGGCUGACGCUUUGUGGUGUCCCAGAAGAUGUGACCGCUUCCAGAGCGGAGGCGGAAGAGCUCAUGAGGUUCUAUGGCUUGCUUCCGCUGCCUUCAGAGGAGGUGAGCACCGUGGAGGUGGAAGGCCUGGUGAUGAAGUCGCUGCCCGCUAGGCACCGGCGUCGGCGCAAGGCGCCAGAGACGGCGCGCGAUGAGGAAAAGGCGAGCAAGGCUGCGGUGCUGCAGAUCGCUGCAGAGGAGGAGUCGUCAAAUGUUCAGGAUCCACAUCCAAGCGCAGCGGAUGCAGACGUGGCCCUGGACUUUGAAGAAGAGAGGCGGCAGUUCGAGUAUUUGGAUCACACGGCGGAUGUGAUUCUCCACUCUUGGGGUCAGACACUGGAAGAAGCCUUUGCGCAAUGCUGUGUUGCCUUCUUUGCAUAUCUGACAGAUCUCGACACCGUGAGCCUCUCGACAUCUGUGGAAGUCGAGGCGUCCGGGCACGACAUGACGGAUCUCUUGUACCACCUCUUAGACGAGUUCCUCUUCAGCUUCAGCACCGAACUGGUGGUCUGCCGGCGAAUAGAGCUACUGGAGCUCGACACGGCGAGCUUGCGAGCGAAGGCUAGAGGUCAUGGGGAGAAAUUCAACCUCAAGAAGCAUCCGCAGGGGACAGAGAUCAAGGCGAUUACUAUGCACCAGAUGAAGGUGUUGACGCCCACCGAGGUCAGCACCGAGGCAGGCACUCGGCCUCGAGUCGAUUGCCCGCUUGAUGGGGGUACGAUGAAGCCUGGCUUCCCCUACGAAUGCUACGUGCUGGUGGACAUCUGA